AGGUAACAUGUUACGACAAUCGUCAAUCAACACUAUAAGGUCUAUAACUGGAUAAUUUUACAAUAGCUACAACAAAAGUGUUGUAACUACCUCUCAUUUAGAUUUAGACCGUUUAUUUUUAACAUUCAAUCUUCAACCUUCAUAAUAUGGCGGCAAACUGUAAUUUAUAUCCAACCGUUGUCUUCUAGUCCUCAAUGCGGCAACUCGGCAAGCAAGCUUAAGAAAAAACUUUUUUUUUUUUUUUUUUUUUUUUUUUUUAAUUUUUAUUUUGAGGAAAAACUUUGACUGGAAAAAAGUAGAUUCAUAAAAUUUGUUUAGUAGGAAAAAGAAUCAACGGUGAAGAUAUAUUAUGGAGUGAUGGGUUAAGAUUUUUUUUUUUUUGUCAGGAGAGAUGAAAUCAUUUAUUGACUAUAAAAAUAGUGGCUAUUGAAAAUCAACUCACUAUCAAUUAAUUAAUUCAAAAAAAUUUAUUCCUCAAAAAAAAAAAAAAAAAAGAAAAAAAUAAUGAUAAAUUCAACUUAACUACCCAACAGUUAGUUUUCGAGAAAAAAACAACACUUCAACUUGUAACCGUUUCUUUCCUUGUUCAUUUUUACUUUUGCAUUCAAUCUUCAUUGUCUUUGGCAUUUGUGUAAACUAUAAUAUUCUUAGACUGAUUGUCAAUAAAUUCAUUUUUACUCGUUGAUAUUAUGUGCAAGGUGGGCUGCUAUUGGAUUACUAGACUACUUGUACUUCCUUGUUUUGUCUUGCUUCUACUUCUGCCUGGUUUCAUUCAAGCCGAACCAUGGAAAAGUUUUACUUCUAGGCUAGGGAAACCUCUGAUUGUAGAUGAUGGAAUUGUAUAUUCUUGUUCUGAGAAAUUUUUGUAUGCUUUUAAAAGCAAUGGGUCUAUGGUUUCGAGUGUACACUUGAAUUAUACGUGCAAUGGUGGCAUUGCUCCGGUUUAUGGUGGAAAAGGGAAGGUGUACAUCAUUGCAGAAAAUAAAGUGUUAAGGAUCAAUACUUUGACUGCUGGAAAUUCUGAUCCAGCUGUUGAACUUUUCUUUGGUAACGAAUCAACAGGAGAAAGAUCAGAUGAAAUCCUUGGAGUUUCUGCAAGUAUGCUAACAUCUUCUGUUUACAUAAACAUAAGAAAUAAAGGACUUUAUGCAUAUUCGUUGAGAGGGAGGCUGCGUUGGAGUGCUUUACCGGUAAUUAAUCAGUUCGGGUAUUUUCAAGGUUGCAAGAAUAAUGUUACAGACUGUUAUUUCACGUCACCUCCCAUUAUUGAUAGUUGUGAGAGCAGUGUAUAUAUUUCAAAUAAUGAGGGAGAACUCUAUUCUAUAUCAGCUCGUAGUCCUCAUUUUAAAUGGAUUCAGAAUUUGAGUUCAUUUGACAAAGCAUUUACUGCCACUCCAGGGAACAAUGGCUUCCUGUAUGUUACAGUUCCUGCUAAGGCCAUUGUACUCGGCUUAGAUGCUUUUACAGGUGAUAUUUCAUGGGAGAUUAGUAUUGGACCACUAAGUUCUGCAGAGCAUUUACCUGUGGUUGAUGCCAAUGGGUGGGUAUCUAUCGGUUCACUUGAUGGAUUCCUCUACUCCAUCUCACCAACGGGGAUCCUAAAAAAGUUCUCUAAGGCGCCUCCAGUGAACUCCGUGAUUCAAGUCAGUCCUGUUCUUGAUUGCUCUGGCUAUGCAGUGUAUAUAUCACAGACAGAAAUGGAGGGUAAAAGCAGCCGUGUGAUCGAUAAUUACACAUUUGUUUCUGCAAUGAAACCCAAGAAUGUUGUUUUUUCAUUGUUGGUUCCUGCCACUGAAGCUUUCUAUUGGUCGGACAUGUAUCCUGGUGAAUUUGCAUCAAACCUAUCACGAAGUGACCUGAGGAAGUUUAAUCUGAACGAGGGGACUGUCCUUGCUUUUAUUGCUGCAGCAAAGAUCGGAAACCCACUUCCAUGCAGAAGCACCAAUCUGAAGCUUGCAUUUAGUUGCUCCGAGUUGAGGCCUAAGAGCAUCAGUGUUUAUACAGGAAACGAAAGAGCCAUACUUUUAUUCUUGCUGUUUGAAACCAUUAUCUUGGUUGCCUUGGCUAUAAGUGUACGAUUCUGUUGGAUAUUUUGGAAUAAGCAGAAGCUCCGAAAUCAAGAUCUUGGAAAAUUCCUUGAUAAACGACAAUCACUGCGGCUUAAAAAGAAAGAGUAUGAACAGACGAUUUCAGAGCUAGAGCAGAAGGCAGCCAAGGAGGCAACAACCAGCAUCGUUUUGGAAAAUUUGAGCAAUCUAGUACGAGAAAGAGAAGGCAUCGAAAGGAAACUCUCAACAACUUACAGCUUAGGAAAAGACAGCACAAGUUCACUGUCAAAACCUGUACUUCCAAUAUAUGAUAAGAAAGCAAGAAGCUAUUCUUUUCAAGGGUCAAAGACUGAGAAUGUUACUAUCUUUCACACAUAUAGCAGUACUUCAGAUGAAGAAAGUGGUCAAGAAACAAAUUCCGAGAAUGAUUUGCAUACUGAAAUAGAAUUUGCUGCUAAAGAUCUGAAGGGGAAAACAAAGGCAGAUGAAGCAAUUGAAAUAAGCUCUAGUGAAGAUAAUAGUGAAUGGGAAGACUCGUAUGAAAGCUCUUCAAGAACAAGUUCGGGGUCUAGACGCUUUCAUGAUGACUCUUUCCAUGAUGUGAACAAGGUUCAAAGUAGGGGUGAAAAGGCAUGGUUGUUCAGGAGAAGAAGGUCCUUGUCCUCUACUAAUUAGGAGUGAUGUUUUAUGUAUGUAUUAAUAUCCUUCACACUUGAAAUUCCAUUGAGGGGAGACCUUAACGUCAAGCUACAAUAAGAGAACGAGGUGGAUAGGAUUAAUAAAAUCAUAGCAUUUGGCAAAUGAUCCAACAAAUUAGCAUUUUAGUGAGAAAAAACCAUUUUUAAGCAUGCAAGAAAAUGGGGAUACAAAGCACUUCAUCAAAUCACAGAAAUAUACUGAUUACUUUGUAUGAUAAUAUAAUCUCUUAUCUUAAGCUAUAUAGACAAAUAAACAAAAGAAAGCCGGUAUUUUACAACACUUUUAAGUUUAGAAACAAGACUAGGGUAGGGUAGCAUAACAAAAGGUGGCUCUAACAAGCGUAUCCCCAGCCGGAAGGUAGUACUCCCUUUGACCUGGCAUAAGGAAGAGCAAAUUGGAAUUGUCUUAAACUACCAACCCAAAGAAGCUCAGAUGGUGAAAUUCUUCAAGUCUUUUCUGUAUCCUCUCCCCUUCUUCUCUGUGUUACUCUGCUCAUUGUACAUAUCUCUAAAUCGCAAGUGUUUCCGGUGGUGGAGGUUGCGCUUCCACGCCUGCAAGUUGAACAUCUGCUUCAUCUGCGCCUACAUUCAUGACUUCAAUACGAGCAUCAAAGCUAAAACAAGUGUUACUGGUUUAGUUCAUGUGUUUGAUAAGGCCAAGUAUGUAUUUAUGCAUUGUAUUCAACCCCGAGUACUAUUGCUUCAUCCAUUCUUUCGGUACCUUCGAGUACAAUUUCCACCUACUUGUAGUACUUGA
Chenopodium quinoa (quinoa) is the source of this 3503-nucleotide messenger RNA. Its product is annotated as protein GAMETE EXPRESSED 3-like. Gene Ontology annotation, biological process: embryo development ending in seed dormancy; pollen tube guidance. Gene Ontology annotation, cellular component: plasma membrane. The record is from RefSeq and is a predicted model, not a curated record. Gene Ontology annotation, molecular function: protein binding. The transcript has 10 exons. Bases 690 to 2723 code for a protein of 677 amino acids. NCBI's taxonomy places the organism in Eukaryota, Viridiplantae, Streptophyta, Magnoliopsida, Caryophyllales, Amaranthaceae.